Durio zibethinus is the source of this 956-nucleotide messenger RNA. Its product is annotated as transcription factor MYB114-like. Gene Ontology annotation, cellular component: nucleus. NCBI's taxonomy places the organism in Eukaryota, Viridiplantae, Streptophyta, Magnoliopsida, Malvales, Malvaceae. Gene Ontology annotation, molecular function: transcription cis-regulatory region binding. Gene Ontology annotation, biological process: cell differentiation; regulation of DNA-templated transcription. The record is from RefSeq and is a predicted model, not a curated record.
UACAGAAUUCUCAUUACUCAAUCAUCAAAUCUAUCAUGGCUGUCCUUUUUUAUGAUGUCUGCAGCUGCCAAAUUCAAUGGUCUCAAUACUUAUAUCUUUUACAUAUAUAAAUACAUAUCUAUGUACUUGAGUGGUAGUUGAGGUUCUUCUCCAACACCAAGAAGGGUAGAUAACACAGUGAACCCGAACCGGCCAAUCCAUCGAAAAAACAACACUCUCACUAGAAAAGUAACAUACGUCUCUCACACCUCAUCCAGCCUCUCUCUCCCUUUCAUUUAUAGCCAUUCCUCGAACAAACGCAAAAGGAAAAAAAGGUUUAAUAAUGGCUCCUUUGAAAGAAGAGACCAUUAAAAUGGAAGAAAAUGUAUCCCGUAAGAGAGAAGUCAACAAGGGAGCGUGGACAGCUGAAGAAGAUAGAAAAUUGGCUGAGGUUAUUGCAGUUCAUGGUGCUAAAAGGUGGAAGACAGUUGCAAUCAAAGCAGGUUUAAAUAGGUGCGGUAAAAGUUGCAGGCUGAGAUGGAUGAAUUAUCUGAGGCCUAACAUUAAGAGGGGAAAUAUAUCAGACCAAGAAGAGGAUUUGAUACUUAGGCUUCAUAAACUCCUUGGAAACAGAUGGUCUUUGAUUGCUGGAAGAUUACCAGGAAGAACAGAUAACGAGAUCAAGAACUACUGGAAUUCUCAUUUGAGCAAGAAAAUAAACCAGAAAGAGAAACAAAGUGGAGCUGCAGCUAGACAAGGCUGCAAAGCUCAAAAGAGACAAGUGGAGAAUGCCAAAGAAGAAGUGAGAGAAGAGAAUACAUCUACUGGAGGUGAGGACUCAAAUAUCAGCUUCGAUGUGGAUGAGUUCUUAAAUUUCUCAAAUGAGGAUCCCCUGAACUUGGACUGGAUGAACAGAUUUUUUGAAGUUGAUGAGGUUUUUAAUUGAAACUUUAUGAAAGUGCAAGCAUUUGUUUCUA